GGGACCUAAAGGCGCUGGUCCACAGUCAGUGACGUAAUCCCUGGGCGACUGGGAAACAUUCAAAACAUUUAUCUGUUUGAUUUUUCGGUAUUAUAUUGUCCAGGAGCCUAACGUAAUGGCUUUGGAAACGGUCCCAAAAGACCUUCGCCAUUUGCGAGCCUGUCUUCUUUGUUCUUUAGUGAAGACCAUUGACCAGUUUGAAUACGACGGUUGUGACAACUGUGAGUCGUACCUUCAGAUGAAGGGGAACCGAGAGAUGGUUUAUGAAUGCACAAGUUCCUCUUUCGAUGGUGUGAUAUCCAUGAUGAGUCCUGAGGACAGCUGGGUAGCUAAAUGGCAGAGGAUAGGUAACUUCAAGCCGGGUGUUUAUGCAGUGUCAGUGACUGGCAGACUUCCCCCAGGCGUUGUGAGAGAGUUGAAAAGCAGAGGAGUAAUAUACAAAUCCAGAGAUACGGCAGUGAAGUCAUAAUCCUGAAGUCCAGCACCAACACAUAUGAGCACGGGAGCUCACAGGAGAUUCUUUUUUUAAAAGUUUUGUUUUUUUGAAUAAUUGUGAAAAAUAAAGGUCUGUUUUAUACAAAA
Molecule: messenger RNA, 582 nt
Organism: Eleginops maclovinus (Patagonian blennie)
Lineage: Eukaryota; Metazoa; Chordata; Actinopteri; Perciformes; Eleginopidae
Gene: supt4h1
Product: SPT4 homolog, DSIF elongation factor subunit
Exons: 5
Coding region: 116-469 (117 amino acids)
Biological process (GO): regulation of transcription elongation by RNA polymerase II; transcription elongation-coupled chromatin remodeling
Cellular component (GO): nucleus; DSIF complex
Molecular function (GO): zinc ion binding; RNA polymerase II complex binding
Source: RefSeq, a predicted model, not a curated record